AUGUGUUUGCAACCGAAUGGCUUGCGCGUUUUGUCGUUAAUUCCAGGCUUCUGCGCCAAGAUUGUUGGCUUGCAGCUCAAUAAUCUCUUCUUCUGUUCUUCUGUUCCGGAAGACGAAGGCCUCCUCGCAGACACUGACGCGCCCUCGAUGUUGCCAGAGCUUGUCGGGCCGGGGAUGUGUCUGCUCGGCGUGCAUCGUCCCACGUUCUGCCGCACUCUUGUCGCGGAAGCGCACAUCCACGGCGUGCAGAUUGUCCGGGGACACCAAGUUGUCGGGCUCACGCAGUCUGAGGAGAGUGUCGAAGUCGUCUUCGCCAAUGGCAAGAUCGACACUGCCAGCUCUGUCGUCGGCUGCGAUGGCCUGCACAGCAACACUCGCAUCAGCCUGUUUGGUGAGGAGAAAGCCGAUUUUACGGGCCUCACACAGACUGGCGGCUCAUCUCCGACCCCGAAGGCUUACCUGAACCGUCCUGGGGUGACAAAUUUAUACGGCAAUGGCGCACACAUGGUCUUCUAUCAGGUCAACGAAAAGCAGACAUCUUGGGCCGUUACUUUGCAAGAACCUGAGGCCAAGGAGACUUGGCGCGCAAUGGACGAAGAACGUCAACGGGAAUUCAGAGAAAGCCGUUUCAACAAGUGGGGAUUUGGUGGAGGAGAACUCGUCUCUAAUGCAAAGACCAUUGUCAAGGUAUGUCCGACGUAUUUGUUGGUUGCGAAAGUCUCACAUAAUAUGUGGGCACUAUGGAUUGUACGAGAGGCCUAA
Molecule: messenger RNA, 762 nt
Organism: Sparassis crispa
Lineage: Eukaryota; Fungi; Basidiomycota; Agaricomycetes; Polyporales; Sparassidaceae
Product: FAD/NAD(P)-binding domain-containing protein
Exons: 4
Coding region: 1-762 (253 amino acids)
Molecular function (GO): monooxygenase activity; FAD binding
Source: RefSeq, a predicted model, not a curated record